Messenger RNA from Dicentrarchus labrax (European seabass), 2617 nucleotides. Its product is annotated as kelch repeat and BTB domain-containing protein 11-like. The coding region runs from base 452 to 1627 and encodes 391 amino acids. NCBI's taxonomy places the organism in Eukaryota, Metazoa, Chordata, Actinopteri, Moronidae. The transcript has a single exon. Gene Ontology annotation, molecular function: protein binding. The record is from RefSeq and is a predicted model, not a curated record.
GCUCCUUUACUGCUUCCAGAACCACUGAGGGUUCUGGUUCCGGUUCUGCAGAGACUCGUUGUUCCUGCGGAGUCAGAGGGGCGUCGGCUCCAGCACGGAGCCCAGAGAGGAGGAGGGUCCGGCGGCCACUCAGCGCCUUUGUGUCCGCAGACACCUCCGGGCUCUGCAGCGGGAGGACGCAGCGAACCUCCCAACACGACAGGCGGUGAAACCCGGCUUCAUCAGCCGCCGCGCCCCGCUGGAGGAGCGGAGGAUGGAGGCCCGGAAGGGACGUUUAUGACACGAGUUCUGGUCUAAGAGGAGGAUCUGGUCUACGACGAGGAAGGAAAACUUGAAGCAACAGAGAAUAAAGGAGGGGAGGAAGGGGCGUUCAUUGUGGUCUGGAUCUGCAGACGCAUAAUAUUCUCAGACAGAACCAGGAUCGAUCUGAUCCGCAACCAGUCCGCAACAGAUGGAGGCCAGUGAGGGUUCGGAGUCCGACAGAUCCUCCGGGGGUCUUUGUUCACAGCUCGGAUCCCCAGCUGCAGAACCGCCACAGAUCAGCGCAGAGAACUGCUACGAGCUGCUGAGCGCAGCGAAGAGCGGCGGCGCGGAGGGCGACCGGGACCGGGUCUACCGCUACAUGAGCCACAACUACCUGCAGGUGCUGAGGACCCCCGGGGUGUACGGCCGGCUGACGGCGGGGGAGCGGGAGCUCAUCCUGGCCCGGAGGAUGGAGGGCAGGAAGGUGCUGGCGGUGGCCGAGAGCAGCGAGGUGUUGGACCGCGGGGGAAGCCGGGAGAGCAGCCGGCCGCAGAGCCCCCUGCAGCCCGGCCCGGAGGACGCCAACCCCCGGCGGGUGUUCUACUUCCACCCGGAGCGCCGGCAGUGGGAGCUGCUGACCAGCCUCCCGGAGCAGAUCCCGGCCAAAGGCUCCGGGAUGUGUACUCUGUACAACUACCUGUUCGUGGCGGGAGGGAUGAGGGCGCACAAAGCCUCGGACCGGGUCUUCUGCUACAACCCGCUGACCGGAGCCUGGAGCCAGAUCCGCCCGCUGAGCCAGCCCCGCUGCCAGCUCAGACUGGUCUCCAUGGACGGGUACCUGUACGCCGUCGGGGGGGAGUGUCUGUUCACCGUGGAGCGCUACGACCCGCGCGCGGACAGGUGGUCUCCGGUGGCCCCCCUCCCCAAAGGCUCGUUCGCGGUUGCGCACGAGGCGACGUCGUGCGGCGGGGAGCUGUUUGUGUCCGGAGGCUCGCUCUUCUACCGGCUGCUGCGCUACGACUCCCGCCGGGACGAGUGGGAGGAGUGUCCGUUCAACGAGAGCCGGCGCCGGUCCGCGGACAUGGUGGCGCACCGCAGCCUCGUGUACCGCUUCGACGUGGACCGGGAGCGCGCGGGGGUGAGCGUGUACAAGUACAACACGGUGGUGAAGGUGUGGCACGGCGGCGCGUCCUUCCCGCUCCACAACCCGCAGCCGUUCCGGUGCGCGGUGCUCGGGGACCGGAUCUAUUGCGUCAACCGGAGCCAGACGCUGCAGUUCGAGGUCCGGGAGGACCGGGAGGGGUUCCUGCCGGAGGUCCUGCCCUCCCCCGCGGACGCCAGAGGAGCCCUGGAGCCGUUCGUCCUCUCACUGGACCGGGACUGAUGAUCCAACCCGGGAGAGUCCGGGUCCAGUCCGGGUCCGGGACUGAGAUCACAGACUGUGGUGCCUUUUUCUUUCAAACUUUUCUGCUGCUGCUGCUGCAUGAAAUCAGAUUAUCGAUUAUUGAUUAUUGAGAUUAUUGAAAACCAACUGCCAGGGUUGGAAUGUAAUCUGAUUACAGUUACAGUCAGUAAUCCAAGUAUCAGAAUAUUAGAGUAAUUUGAUUACUUCCUGUUACUGUUGGAUUACCUCAACACCAAAUAUGUGAAUAAAAAUCAAUAAUCAGUAUUGAUCUCUUCUAUUAGACAGAACAAUGUAACUGUAAUCUGAUUACAUCUUUAGUUCUGCAACUGUAAUGGAUUACAGUUACCUUUUUUUGUAUCCUGAUUACUCAGUUACAUGUAAUCUGUUACUCCCUGAGCCUUAAACAGAAUGACUCAACAGUUCAGUCUCAUUCUGAUUAAUUAAAGUCAAAAUUAACAGUUUGUGCACUAUUUUCAUUCAUUCAUUCAUUCAUUCGUUCAUUCAUUCAUUCAUUCAUUGCAGUUUGUUCCACUGACUCAUUUUCUUUAAGUUGACUUUACAUCAUCACAAACAUGAAAGUUAAUUGGCUGCCUUUCUAAUAAUCGAUUAUUAUAGGUUUCAUCAGCUGUUUUUAUUAAAGUGAUUUUAGAUCAAUUCUGUUCACACGUUUUAAUUCAGUUAGUGAAAUGUUGCAUUUGAUUGUAAUGAAUUUAAUUGAUCUACAAUAAAUGAGUUUAUUUUGAUCAGUUUUAUCCUAUAAAGUUAUAAAAUGUUGUUAAUAGCUAUUAAAUAACCCAGAAUUGAUCCUGGUUGUCAAUCAAUGAUUGUAUGACGUUGUUAUACAGACUGUGACAUUAAUCAAUAUAUCUAUUGUUUCAUUGUUUGUCAUCAGCUAUAACUGUUUGUUUGUUUACUGUAAAAAGUUAUUCAGUGGAUUUAUUGGAAUUAAUAAACGGCUGCAAGAUUAAA